Messenger RNA from Bufo gargarizans (Asiatic toad), 5148 nucleotides. It is a transcript of the gene PIDD1, whose product is annotated as p53-induced death domain protein 1. The transcript is spliced from 15 exons. The coding region runs from base 279 to 2828 and encodes 849 amino acids. Gene Ontology annotation, biological process: signal transduction. The record is from RefSeq and is a predicted model, not a curated record. NCBI's taxonomy places the organism in Eukaryota, Metazoa, Chordata, Amphibia, Anura, Bufonidae. Gene Ontology annotation, molecular function: protein binding.
UUCAAAAAAGUGACUCUUCUGAAACAUACAGAUCGGCAGCAUGCAAAGAUCAUGAAAAGUGUGCAGAAUGUUUUAUUUAACCCUUAAUUCUUGCAGAAAAAUAUCUUCCCCCUGGUAUCCUGCAUGCUGUGAGUGAGACAGCUUUAAUGAAGAACAAAGGACUCCUUCCCUGAACCACAGCGGCCAUCGACAGACAUCACUUUCUUGGUGUAGCUGACAUCUCCUCCGUGUUGGGCGAGCUGUGACAUGCCGGUGUUGCCACACUUAGACAAUGAGAGAUGGAGCAUCUUCUGGACCCCCAGUGGGAGGGAACCAGCCCAGAGGAACCAGCCUCUCCCACGCCACAUAUCGCAGGCAACAGACUCAUCCUCGACGUUUACCUGGACGGAUGUGAGAGGUUCCUGCAGGUGACAGACAGUCGGACAGGUGACCUGGUGGAGGUGGAAUUUCUCAGACUUAGCAGCAAUGAUGCAAUGAUAACAUCAGUGGUGGCUGAUCUGCCACGGUUCAGCCAUCUCAGAUCACUGGUGCUGAAAGGUGGACAUCUACGGGACGAUUACGGACGCUGUCAGAAUGGUUUGUUGACCACUUUACCGCAAGAUAUCAGUAAGAUUUCCUUGCUGCGUCACCUGGAUCUUAGCUUCAACAACUUUUUGGAGCUGCCAUCUUGCAUCACUGCCCUUUCUUUACUUACCACUCUCCAUCUUGGGUACAACCAUCUCAAGGCACUUCCUGAGGAGAUAUGUGAACUGACAUUCUUGACGGACCUCUUGCUUAUGUCUAACCAACUGGAAGAGCUCCCUGCAGGCAUUGGGCGGCUAAAAAAUCUGGUAAAAAUGGACCUGUCUGAGAACAAGCUGGCGUCUCUACCAGAGGAGAUUGGAAACCUGCAGCAAUGUGCCGAUCUGUAUCUGUCUGAGAACAUCCUUGCUAGUCUUCCUGAAACAGUGUGUAACAUGAUGUCCCUCCAGCAGCUUUACCUUCACAACAAUGUACUUGUGGCAGUACCAGCAGGACUGGCAAGCCUGCCUCACCUCACUCGCCUGGACUUACAGAACAACAGGUUACGCACCGUCCCUACAGAAAUCAUGCAUUGCUCUUGUGUAUAUCUCCAAGGGAACCCCAUAGGUGAACCGGAGCCAUCACCUCUUUCUGAAGAUGAAAGUCAAAGCUUGGACUUAAAAGAGAUUUAUGUGAAACCAGAAGACAAGAGUUUUUGUGUCACACCGGAUGGAUGCUGGGUGUUCCUCCCACACGGCUUUCACCUUCGUUUUCCUCCCAGAGCUGUUUCGUGCACCAUAAGAAUAUAUUAUCAAAUACUCUUACCAGACCAGCAGCACGUGAGACUCGGACACCAUGAUGUGCUGCUGAGUAGCACCCUGGAGCUACAGCCUCAUGGUAUACAGUUCCAUCAGAUGCUGGCCUCUUGUAAGACUGCUCACUUCUCUUGGUUCCUUGUGGUCUCACGUUUAGUAGAAGAUCGCUGUGAGGUUCCAAAGGAGGGCGAGCUCCUGUUCUCCAGUGUGGAUCAAAACAUCCGGGUUGAGUUUCCCCCAGGUGCAACUGCAGAGACUCGAACAGUUUGCAUGCAGGUGUUGCCGGUCUCCAAGAAAAUGCUGGAGCGGAUCACUGGAGACUCAGAGUCCUCCACUAGUCCCUUGUUAUGUCUUUCGCAAAGUUCAGCAGAUAACUUUUUGAAUCCUGUUAAGAUCCAGUUACCCCUCCCAGCAGGUGUGACAGGUGACACCUUGGAUCAUUCCCGUCUGUACCUUUUGCAUGGCGACCCACGGGCACAGACCUGGACUGACAUAACCAACCAGGUGGUGCUCCAGAUCACUCAUAUUUAUGCCCACUUCCAGGUCGAUCAUUUCUCGUGGUACUGGCUAUGGUAUACCACAAAGUCCUAUGUGGGUGAGCUGGCCAAGAAUGCAUACAAGCGGCUGCGCAUGUACCAGGUCAACUUUGUUGCUUUGCAGAGAAAACGGGAUCCGGAGCAAGUGCUGCUGCAGUGUGUCCCUAAGCACAAGGUGGAGUCAACAGUUAAAAGACUGCAGGAUAGAUACAAGGGCCCGGAGCCAUCUGACCUGGUUGAACUCGUGGAAGGAGAACAGUUCUUUGCAACAUUUGAACAAGGUCUAAAGUUGUAUUCAGAGCGUCCCGAUUGUGUGAACGGCAGAAUUUGCUUUGUCUUCUACUCACGCAUGAAAAACAUGAAGGAGGUGUAUGUUACAUCGUCGGCUGAUAGGAUAGAGAAGGAUGUGAAAGGACAGGUUUCUUUCUACCGUGGAUCGGUCCCCGAAGGUCUUCCUGAAGAAGUGACUAAACACAGGAAGGGCUCCCGAUCUGAUUGGAUGGCAACCCUGCCUAUCAAACUGCCUAGAACAAAAUGCCCAGACGGAGAACCUGAUAAGCCAAGGAGCAAUCAUUCACUGCCCCCCUUAAAUAUAGGCAAUCCUGAGAUGGGCUACCUGACAGAGACAAACCUUCUCAGCAUCGCCAGUCAGAUUGGCUCAGAUUGGAUGAACAUUGGUAUUAACCUGGGACUCCCAUAUCAGGAGCUAGAACGUAUUCGUUUUAAGAACAGCAAAGACUUGAAUCAGCUGAUCCUGGAUAUGAUCUUUUUAUGGGCCCAGAAGAACUCUGAGCAGCCGGACUGUGUACAGAAGUUAGUGCAGGCCAUGCGGACUAGUAAAAGAAACGACAUUGCCGAUGAAAUAGAAGACGUGAUCGCACUGGGAAAGGAAAAAUACACAAGGUCCAUCAGAAGAGUUGGUCUGGACCGAGGCAACAGCAGCGAAGACUCUGCAAUUGCAAUGAGUCAGUCAUGAAGACAGCUGGAAGCUGAAGCACUGCCUCAAACCUCACAAGACAGACCAAAUAGUGGAAAUAUUGACUUUCGGAGGAAUAAUGUGAGCCACGAGGAUCUCAUAUUGAGGUUCUGCCGCCAUGCUGAAAUUGAAUUAUCUGGAGUCAGGUAUGAGUGGUGUCCCUCUGUCAUCUCAGUUACGUGGUGUUUGUCCCGGAGAUACUAUCUGCUUGGAGACAAUGUACUGAGCCAUCUCGGACAAAUAUCAGACAUGUGUUGGUCCUACCUCUGGAAACGUCAUCCCAUGGCUGCUGUGAAUGGAGAGGUGGCACUUCUAUGGUAGUUCGAAAAAUAGACAAGCGCGUUUACUUAGCUACUUUCGGAAUUAUCACAGAAGUGAAUAGAAUAGAAUAGCUCUGAUGUGAUUUGGAUCUAACCAAUGUUACAGCACUUUAACAGAAUUGAAAACUCGACAGGCAGUAUUGUCAUGGGGAAGCUGGAACAUGCAGUGUUUAGGCCUGCAACUUCAUUCAAAGAUAUCUGCACAUAGGUAGAAUACUUGUCAUGUGAAUUACGGGGCGAUUUCAGAACGCCUUUCUCUAUUUCCGUUAAGUUUUAAGAUGAAAUGUAUUCUCUGGAGUCACUGUAAAGAACAUUCAAUACUGGAGGACUAACAGAUCCUUAGGUUUCAUUCAAGAUGUCUUAUAUUCUGUCAUUUAAAAAUGCAUGAAAAAUGCCUUCUUAUUUUUGUAUGUCAUGCUUUUUUAUGUGGCAUUCUUUAUAUUUAGUGUCAUUUUGUACAGGCGUUUUCCAAGUUCUAUAGAGAAACCUAUUGGGAAAACGCUAUAUCUAAAGAAUGGUGCUUUUUGAAAAAACUUGACUACUGACCUAAAAAAAGGUAUAAAAAUACAACAAAAUGAUUUGUGCAUAGUCCGUUUUUUACUACUAUUUCUGACUGCCAAAAAGCAGUUAAAAUGCCAUAAAACACACCAUUAGAAAAAAUUGUGCAUUUUUUAAAUGAAAAUUACUGGAGGAGAUACAAUAUAUCAGUCACUGUGCCAGACUUUGAGGCGCACACUUUUUCACAAAAUAUAUGAAGUGUAUGCUCCAUAAUUUUCUUUGGUGGACAACAUGGUGCGCCAACUUUUUGUCUAGUCCUAUUCUGCCCCUUGUUUUGGAGCAAGUUUUUUGGUGAAUGUUUUGGACACAGAGUAUACCAGCUCCAAGGCGGUAUGAAACAUGGUGUAAAAUUGUGAUAGUAUGAAGCCCUGUGUUGUCUCGUCUUCACCACUUUCUUAAUCAACAUCACAGAUUAAGGCCGCAUUCACACGACUGUAUUUUUGUUCCACAUCCAAUCCGCAUUUUUUUUUGCGGAUCGGAUGCAGAUCCAUUCAGUUCAAUGGAAUGAAAAAAAAAAAGGACAUGUCCUAUUCUUGUCCAUUUCUACAGGAUAUUUAAAAAAAUCGGGGCACGCACAUGGUCAGGAUCUGUGUUUUUUGGAUCCUCGAUUUGCUGACCACAAAACAGAUACAGUUGUGUGCGUGAAGCCUUAGGAUUCCUGCACACAACCAUAUUUUUUAGUCCAGGUCCAAUCCUCAUUUUUUGUGGAUCACAAUCGGACCCAUUCAUUUCUAUGGUUCCGUAAAAAAAACUGAUGUCAUCUAUGUGCUGUCCGCAUCCAUGUGGCGGGGCGAGAAAUGAUAGAACCUGUUUGCAGACAAGAAUAGGCUUUUUUACAUUGCGGGAUGCAUAAAGACCAUAUUUUGCAGAUCCGUGAGUUGCGGAAUGCAAAACGGAUACGGUUGUGUGCAGGACUUUUACAGUCCAAAUUUAUGUUGGUCGUAAAGUUUGACACUAAGUAAUAAUGGCGCAGUCACAAUAUUCUGGCACAAAAUAAACCUUAAUAUAUCUGCCCCACUGCCUGAAUAUAAUUCAAUAAUAUUCUAUAGGAAUGAGGAGAAUCAGAGAUUCCCCACUCUUGUCCUGAAGCCGCCAGUUCAUCCACAAGCUACAGACUACUGUAAAUGAAGCCUAUAUUCCGCUGAACGUGUACAAUUUGUUUUGCUAUAUAUUUAUGUACGGUGUAUUUUUCUGUAUAUUGGUGUAAAUAUAUUUAUAGAAAAGAUUCAUGGCUAUAUCUGAGCCGCUGUGAAAUUAUUUCCAUGUCCUGAGCAGGAUUCGAGGAUCAUUUAAGGAAAAAGCCUGUCCUGAAGGGGCACUGCAGGCGGCACGAUGCAGGAUAUCACAUUUUCCUAAUGUGUCAAUCUCUAAAAAUGCUGUGUAGAUAGAUAAUGUACAUUUGUAACAGAAUGAAACUUUUAAUAAACUAAGAUAUAACAUGU